Molecule: messenger RNA, 408 nt
Organism: Suillus discolor
Lineage: Eukaryota; Fungi; Basidiomycota; Agaricomycetes; Boletales; Suillaceae
Exons: 3
Coding region: 43-330 (95 amino acids)
Biological process (GO): vacuolar proton-transporting V-type ATPase complex assembly
Cellular component (GO): endoplasmic reticulum membrane
Source: RefSeq, a predicted model, not a curated record
UAAACUCUGUAAUACCACUUGAUCCAUUUUCGACUGGGUACUAUGAGUGAUCAGGUUACCCCAGCAAAGGCCUCAGAGCAGGCAGCCUCCAGGGCGGCGCUCAUGAAACUCCUCUUUUUUGCUGCAACGCUCGCCAUCCUACCAAUCUCGUCGUACUUCCUCACAGAAAAAUACGUUUGGUCUGGCAAUUCCAACUAUGCUGCAAUCACCGCCAUAUGUGCAGCCAAUGUAGUCCUCAUUGCGUACAUCGUCAUUUCUUUGAUGGAGGACAAGCAAUUGUUCAAGGAAGCGGAGGAGAAGAAACUAUCAGAAACCAAGAAGGAGCGAUAAAACCCAUUGAUACGGUAAUACUCAGGCUACGGUCGUUUGUCGUCUAGGCACUUUCAAUGCAUGCAUUCUUUCUGUUCA